UGCUUACUGUAGCCCUUGCUUGUGGCUGUAGAGGGAGGUGUUUCCUUUUCUGAAGAGCUUCCCUUCUAAAGCCCUAAAUGGCGACGCGGUCUGACAGGAAUGAGGAAUAACUGAAACUUAUUGGAGAGUCACUUCACCGCUGGAGGCUACCCAAAUCUUCUUUCCUUUAUCCACCACCCACACUGUGUACAGCCUCUCCUACCCUCACACCUCAGGUGAAGGUGAAAUCAGAGAAUGAUCAGCAACUUGCUCGUGUUGCCAAUUUCAUCAUGAAUUUUAAGACUACAGAUAAUCUGACUCUACUUGGAUUAUCUAAGCCUUAAAUAUUAACCACCAGAGGAUUUGCUCUAUUUAUCCAUCUUGAGACAUGGCACAAUCAUUUAAUCUUUUUCAACAAGAUCCUACUGUGACAUCCUCUCCUACUGAAGUUCGUGUGUGGAUAGAAGAAUUGAAUUAUAAUUUUCUGAUAUAUGGAGAACACUUUGAAAGAGCAAAAAUCAAUGGGGAGAAGCUACUUAACAUUACUCGGCAAAAACUUAAUGAACUUGGCAUAAUACAGACUGACCACCAGGACAUCAUAUUAAAAGCGGUUGCUAAUAUUAAUAAAAAGAAUAAAGUUGAAAGGCAAGAUAUGCCAGGAGAAGAUCAGAAUGACAAAAAGAUGCCUACAAGAUUCAAAAAACAGAGUGAACAUCUUAAGCAUGCUAUUGAUUGUGUUCUUGUCAUGAUAUCGGAAAGAAGAAGGGCCCGUAUUCUACAUGGCAUUAAUGAACAAUCACCUCAUAACAUUCUAACAGCUACUCUUGAACUGAUAAAUGUGGUCAAGAUGAUACUAAACAUUCUGGAAAGGCCUCCAUUUGAUUGUAUGUCAGAAUUUUCCAGUUUGAAAAGCCAACUAAUUAAAUGCAUCACAUUACUGAAGCAUUUCUCUGAGCAGUCUUACCUCAGCCAGGAAAUGGAAUCAGAUAUGAUAGAUGUGUGCAAGAGUGUGAAUAAAAUCUGUCACUACAUAUUUGCUCUGCCACCUCAUCUUACAAGAAUGGAAACACAAAUUCUAGCAUUCCUUACCCCUGAAAAUAAAGUAUCUAGGAUGCAAGUGCCAAUAACUACAACUAAUUCAUCAAGUGAACUUAUAUUCUCACUUCAAGAUGUGUCCCUUCCAAUUGAAAUAGUACCAGAAAAAUUUGAAUAUUUUUCCCCAGAAAGGCUCCACACUCCAAGUAAUGAAGGAGCAAUUGUGAUGUUACAUGAUGAAGGAAGCAAGUCUGAAACAGAAGCUUCUGAUACAAAAAUUUCUGAAAUUUCAACGGGUUCUUUGGACUAUAAAAGUCUCCAAGACCUAAAAAUAAUUGAAAGUGACACCCCCUUGCUGGAAUCUGGCUCUGAAAGAUGUGUGAUUGAUUCUGACUCUGAUAGAGGCAUUGGUUUGGACUCUGACUUAGAACAGCACUCAAAAGACUCUGAUUCAAUAAUAUGGGGAAUGGACUCAGACUCAGAAAAAUGUCUCAUGGACUCAAACUCUGUGAAACAUCUGCAAGAAGCAGAAAAAUACCAGGUGGCUUCAAGUUCUAUGAAAGACCUGAUGGAGUCAGAGCAACAGCUAGUGGGAGUUGAACAAUGCCAGAUGGACUCUGACUCUUUGAAACACUGGAUGGACUCAGAUUCAGAAAAAUGUUUGGCAGACUCUGACUCUGAAAAAUAUGGGUUGAACUCAGACAGUGAAAGACCUGAGAUGGAUUCAGACUCAGAAAAAUUCCCUAUGGCUUCUGCAUCUGUGAAACACCCGCUAAAGGCAGAAAAAUGCCAAAUAGCUUCAGAUUCUGUAAAAAGCCUGAUGGAAUCUCCGAAAAUGUUGAUGGAGACCAAACAACACUGGAUGCUCUCUGCUUCUGAGAGGUAUGUGAUAGACUCAGACAUGGAUAGAGAUGAAAUGGACUCAGCUUCUGCAUCGUCAGUAUGUCUGAUGGGGGAAGAAAAACACCAGGAAAAGAUAAGCUCUAAGAGAUAUAUAAUGGAAUCUGAUUCAGAACCAUGUGAGAUGGACUCAGACUCAGAAAGAUAUGCGCUAGCCUCAACAGCUGUGAAAUGUGUCAUGGAUGCUAAAACAUUCCAGUUCAGCACUGAUACUGAGGGAUGCAGGAUGGAUUCUUGGUCUGAAAGACAUGCAAAUGACUUAGAUUCUGAAAACCCAGAGAUGGUCUCUGAUUCAGUGAAACACACAAUUAAGGCUGAAAAUUGCCAGAGGGCCUCUGACUUGGAAAGUUUAUGGAUGGGCCUCAGGUUUGAAUCUAAAAGAUGCUGGACUGACUCUGAAAGACAAAAAUUGAACUUUGACUAUGGUAGAUGUUGGGAUAGCUCUGGAAGAUACCAAUUUAGGUCCGAAAGAAUUCAGCAUAGCUCUGGAAAAUGUAGGGAUGACCCUCAAAAACAUUGGGAUAGCUUUGAAAGACAUCAAAUAGACCCCAAUUCUGCAAAAUAUCUAGCAGAUUCUGAAAAUAAAAGACAUAAAAAUGAGUUUGAAAGUGAAAGACUCAUGAUGGAUAUGGCGAAGGAACAGUGUCUGAUAUUUGAAAAUAAGAGACUUCAAACAGAUGAAGACAAGAAAAGGUAUCUCAUAACAUCUGACAGUGAACAAGAGCACAAGAUCGUAUUUCACAAUGAAAGACACCCCGUUUACUCAGAAAAUGAAGCACAAAGGCUUGGUGCUCGCAAGAAGGAUAAUCGUCCUCAGGGUUUUUGGAGGCCUGUUUUCUUGUCAUCUCCAUUUAGCCAAAGAAAGAGAACUGAAGAACAAAAGUGUACAACAAAUUGAUAACAGAGCAGUUUCCAGAAUUCACUUUGUAAGAUAUCUGAGUGAUGACAAGAUUGUGAGAUUUAAAGAAGUGUCUCCAACUCUCAUUGGCAAUCAAAAGUCACAGCAAAAGCUAAAGGAAGAGCACAGCCAGAGCCUUUCACACCCAAACACAUUCACAGAUAACAAGUAUCACAGAAACAGAAGGCACAAAAUUUCUGUCUGUAAAAGUUGUUGCAAGGACUAUCAAUUCCCACAAAAUUUUCAGAGUUCCCAGUCUCAAAUGAAUCCUCUUAAUCUUCUAAAUGGUGAGGAUUAUACCUCCAAAGUCUCAGCACUUCUCUGCCACCCUAUGUCCAUGAGCCCUCAGUAUGCUGUACACCCCAAGACUCACAGAAAUAACACAUAUUCUUUAGACACUGGGACUCCUGUAUGUUCCAAAUGUUUCAUGGAAAUCUGUAAUUCUCCUUUUCAUAAAUGUCUUGUAAACUCUGAUGAUGAUUCAGACCCUGAUUCUUCUUUACA
Herpailurus yagouaroundi (jaguarundi) is the source of this 3316-nucleotide messenger RNA. RefSeq lists its product as uncharacterized. Bases 368 to 2812 code for a protein of 814 amino acids. NCBI's taxonomy places the organism in Eukaryota, Metazoa, Chordata, Mammalia, Carnivora, Felidae. The record is from RefSeq and is a predicted model, not a curated record. The transcript is spliced from 13 exons. Gene Ontology annotation, molecular function: protein binding.